CGUAAACCGUAUAAACUUCUCAGUCUCUUCACUUGAGCAGAGCGGAGUGGUACACCAUCGUGGCCUUGUGCCGUCGUGCGGAGGUGCUUCGAUAGUGAAAAAAAAAAAAAAAAAAAUGGCAGUACAACAUUUCGGACCCUUAACCAAGCUAUCUGAUAUCUUGGGCACCUCGCCGGAUGCACUUGGACUUUUUAUUUCAAUUCUCUUAGGUUUUCCAGUCGCACUACUUCACAGAAAAUACUUUUUUGGGAAAAACCCACAGUACCAACAUUAUUUCUUUACUGCCUGUGGUUUUGUAAUUGGUUUUUUGAAUUAUGAUUGGAAUAUUCUACACUCGUUAGCAGCUUUGCUUGGCACAUAUUUAGUACUGAAAUUAUAUGGAGGCACGUCAAAGUCAGUUAUAAUAUGUUUCAUAUAUAAUCUUGGCUAUUUACUAGUGGGUUAUUACACAACAGCCACUGAUGAUUACGACAUUAAAUGGACUUUGCCGCAGUGUGUGCUAACUUUAAGGCUCAUUGGUCUUGCCUUUGAUGUAUUUGAUGGCAGACAGCCAGAGAACAAAAAGCCGAUGGCCUUACAUCAGUGUCCAUCUUUGCUAGAAGUUGCCGCUUAUACCUAUUUUCCUGGCUCAUUUUUAGUUGGCCCUCAAUUUAGCAUGAAACGAUAUUUGGACUAUGUCAAUGGAAAGCUUGUAGAGACAGAAGCAGAUAGUGAGGGCCGAAAAAUAGCGCCAAAUUCCUUGCUGCCUGGCAUAAAGCGAGCCUCACUUGGUUUCCUUUAUAUAUUCAUGUAUCAAGUCGGAAGGUAUUACGUAUCUGACCAGUACUUGCUAAGCUCAGAGUUCGAUAAUUUGGGAUUUUUGAAGCGCUGUUUUCUUGUUGGGCUCUGGGCAAGGUGCAAUCUGUACAAGUACAUCAGCUGCUGGCUUAUUGCGGAGGGGGUGUGCAUUGCUUUUGGUUUGACGUAUAAUGGCAAAGACAAUAAUGGCAAAGAUAAAUGGGAUGGCUGUGCUAAUGUUGAACUCAUUACUUUCGAAAAUGCAACAGAGUUCAAUCAUUACAUUUUGUCGUUCAACGUUAAUACUAAUCACUGGGCUGCCGAAUACAUAUACAAGAGGUGUAAGUUCCUUGGCUCAAAGCUUUACAGUCAAUUAGCAACUUUGAUCUUCCUCGCCAUCUGGCACGGUUUUCAUAGUGGAUACUAUGCUUGCUUCUUCAUGGAAUUUAUCAUUAUGUAUUUUGAAAAAGACUUGAAACCUGUGUUGCUGAAGCAUAGCAAACUACAGUAUCUCAUAAAAGAGAGCUUCCUGUUUCGAAUUUUGGUCUGGUCAGUCCUUAAAGUUUACACGUUCGUCUUUAUGGGUUAUAGUAUGAUUUCUUUUAUUCUUCUAUCUUAUUCGCGUUACAUGAAAGUAUACUCUAGUUUUUACUUUAUGGGACACAUCAUUUUUCUAUCUUAUCCGAUAUUUGCACCUUUUAUAAAAAAGGCACUAAUGCCUCAGAGAAGCGAGCGAGAACAUACUGAUUAAUAGUGAAAUAGGCUUAACAGACGUUGUUUUCUUGUACAAAGUAAUAUUUAUAGAUUUGUUUGCUUCCUUGAUAGCGGUUCAAACGAUAUUUCAGUAAUAUUUUUUGGCUUCCUAAUGAUUCUACAUUAACUCGUAACAUGGUCCGUUCCCCAUUUUUUUUCUUUCACGAUAACUUUUUAAUACACACUAAUAUGGGGUAAAAGAUUUUUCCUCUUUACAGAAAAAUCUUAUAAAUUCAUAAAUAAAUAGAAAAUCAAUUGAAAGCAUGUAAUACUUGAAAAGAAGAUAUUUUUAAGAGAAUUAUUACAAAUUCUAUCAAAAGCGUUAUAUAGUAACUGUUAUAAUUUAUAAAUACCGCAUAGAGCUCAAAGAUUCAAAAACAAUGAAGAAUCAAUUUUAUUACACUAAAUGAGGUAAGAUUUUAAAUACAAUAAAAAGUAUGGUAAUAGACAAAACAUUUUUGUAACACUAAAGAAUGCUAUGUUCGAUAGAAAAAAAUUUUUCUUUCACCUAAUAAGAGUACAUUCUGUUAUAAUGUAAUUACUAAAUUUUUUAGAAUAUGUGAUUGUUCAAUUGAUUAUUGCAUUUUAGCUUGUGAAAAUGUUUAUAAGUUAUUCCAAUGGUGUGGUAAAGUUUUAUUAUAAAAAAGUGAUAAAAAUAGUAAUGCUACUUUUUUUUAUGUAAAAGCAUGCUCAAAUUAAAAAAAAAAAAAGUAGCAAGUACUACCAAGUAUUUUUACACAAUCUUUCUGCUUUAAAUACGUACGAAAAAUAACUAACACAAUAACCAUACAAGUAAUUUUAUAGCAUAAAUAAAACAGAGUUUUCAAUUUGAAACAGUAUUUUUUUUUUUAAAUAGUUAAUAUACGUAUACACCAGAGAAACAAUUUUUAAAUCGCUUAGUAAUAAUGUUGAAAAAAUGAGUAUCAGCGUUUUACAAUUUUAUAUAUUCUAUAUAUGGAAGUAAAACAGAAACCACAUAAAUUCUAGUGCGUUGCCAAAGCAGCUAUUUUUUAUACAUAUUUGAAGAUAAAAAAAAUCUAUGAUAAUUAACGAUCACAUGCGUACGAUUUUAAUUUUUCACCGUAAAGCACAAUUUCUAUAAAUGAGAAUGUAUGCAAUUAACGUUGCUUACCGAAUACAUCGUUAGGUUCGUCAAACAACCUAACAUAGACCAAUGAAAAUUUGCUGUAAAAGAUAAAUAAUUGUUGUUCAUGAUAAAGUCUGACGCAUAAGAUUUUAAUUAAUGUAAAUAAACGUCAAUAAUGUGAUAAAACAAUACUGCAUAAAAUA
This is a messenger RNA of Copidosoma floridanum, 2820 nucleotides long. It is a transcript of the gene nes, whose product is annotated as lysophosphatidylcholine acyltransferase 3 protein nessy. NCBI's taxonomy places the organism in Eukaryota, Metazoa, Arthropoda, Insecta, Hymenoptera, Encyrtidae. Gene Ontology annotation, cellular component: membrane. Gene Ontology annotation, biological process: phosphatidylcholine biosynthetic process; lipid modification. Gene Ontology annotation, molecular function: lysophospholipid acyltransferase activity; 1-acylglycerophosphocholine O-acyltransferase activity. The record is from RefSeq and is a predicted model, not a curated record.